AUGACCGAUUUGGAUGAUCAAAAAAUACGCCGUUCAACCAGAGAUAUCAAGCGACCGAAGUUCGACGACGAGAUCGUAGAAAGCGUCCCUGUCGUAAAGGGUGUUUUGAAGAAAAAAUCGGAUAGAAUGUCCCCGGACUUAGUUAUGGUAGGUUAUCGAUAUCAUCUAUCUAUACAUAGAUUUGCAUCUUGUUUCCUUCAAAAAUUAUUGUAAGUUUAAUUCAGAUGAAAGAAUUCGAGGAUAAAAGUUUUCUAAACGAUCGAAAAAGAAGGGAGAAACUUCAGAUGGGGUCAAAACUAACGUAAGAAUUUUUCCGAUAUAACGGAACCUUCCAGUGCGUUUGCUAGCCAAAGAUUGCCAAACAAACCCGUUAACGAGUCGGACAGACCUACAGCAACUUCUUCACUUUUAAACGACAUCUUCAAACGGUGGACAGUUCAGGACGAUAUAUUACUCAUGUCAUCUGUUAGUCAUGUAUGUUUCUAAAAUGAUAUGUUAUCUAUUAUUUAGUUGUGUGAUUUGAAUGCGGUUCAUUGUUCUACUCCAUUUUCAAAGACGUUUACUCUCGCAGAGAUUGAUUCAAGGUGGUAUGGGAUUCUUUAUGACGAUACAAUCAACAAGGCCACUAUGGAGAGGAUAGAAAAAGUGUCACAGGAUCAAAUUAUGCAUAUUCAAUCGAAAGUUCCCUUUUCGGUCGAGGAAGAGGAAAUCCUUAUGACUCUGACUCCCUUCAGGAUAACUACUCAUUUCACAAUGUUUGAGAACCUUUUGAGUCAGCACAGGCAUGUGUUUCAUCCUUGUAGGACACCUGCAUCACUUGAGGAUCAUUGGCGGUACAUGAAACAUUACAAUCUUCUAUGUGAGCAGACUGUUCCAGUGUUUGACGAGGAGUUAAUAAGGGUGCGUUCAAUAAUUUAAUAUAACAUGUUGUCUUGCAGAUGGAGCGCCAAGGUAAUGUUGAAAGAAAUGAUACGAUCAUCCUUCCAAAUAAUGCUGAUCACAGAAAUGUAGCACAGGAUUUGUUUAACAGUAUGAUUGAUAUGGACGAAUGGGAGAAAGUGGUAACAAAAGCCGUUACGGGGGUGUCUAAUGCUCUUCAAUUUGACCGCGACACUCUGGCGGUAUUAAAAGGACGAUGUGUGUCCUUUGACAUAAGGAAAGAUCGUGUUUUGAUUGGGCGAAGUACGCAGAAACAUCGUGUCGAUGUCAACUUAGCCUUCGAAGGGCCUACCGCACACAUCAGUCGGAGACAGGCGGUCCUAAAGAUCGAUCACAAAGGCAGGGCUGUCAUUUACAAUAUUGGGAACGCUAGUAUGUACGUGGACAAGGAUCCAUUGCCCCGAGGGAACAACGUCGAAUUGCACAACAAUUCGAUGCUCGAAAUAGGAUUGCUUCGUUUGAUGUUCUGCCGGAAUCAUGACGUCUAUGACCAGCGCGAGCCUACGUCUACUACCCUUCAUAAGACUGAACCUAACUCAACUUCAUACCAACGGUAA
This is a messenger RNA of Bursaphelenchus xylophilus (pine wood nematode), 1496 nucleotides long. The record is from the annotation of a GenBank genome assembly. NCBI's taxonomy places the organism in Eukaryota, Metazoa, Nematoda, Chromadorea, Rhabditida, Aphelenchoididae.